This is a messenger RNA of Vanessa tameamea, 3555 nucleotides long. Its product is annotated as membrane protein BRI3-like. Bases 97 to 486 code for a protein of 129 amino acids. The record is from RefSeq and is a predicted model, not a curated record. The transcript is spliced from 2 exons. NCBI's taxonomy places the organism in Eukaryota, Metazoa, Arthropoda, Insecta, Lepidoptera, Nymphalidae.
UAGCGAUCAAGUGGUCUAAGUUUAUUGUUAACUUGCUGCUGUUGCAUUGUCAUCCAUUAUUGAGUAUACGUUGUAAAAGUUAUAAUUAGGAGAAAAAUGGAAAAACAAGCAUAUACAGAGCAACCCCCACCUUACUCGGCGACUGUGCCACCACCACCAGGGCCACAAGCUUAUCCUCACCCACAGCCACAACCACAACCACAACCUACUCAAGGAGCUUUCCCCCCACCUCCACCGGGCUACACACCCUAUGGUACAACACCACAAGCAAAUCCAUAUCUACCCAACUAUGGUGCAACCAAUAUAAUAAUACCACCAGCCAUAAUAGCAGUUGGUGCUUGUCCUGCCUGUCGAGUAGGUAUACUAGAAGAUGACUUUACUUGCCUUGGCAUUUUAUGUGCUAUCCUCUUCUUUCCUUUGGGUAUCUUGUGCUGUCUCGCUUUGAAAAAUAGGAGGUGCUCAAAUUGUGGUGCUAUGUUUGGAUAGAAUUGGGAUACUCUAAAAACAUCUCAAAGGCUCCAUACUUGAGGAUAUUGUUUGUGCUGCUUAACAUAGAGUUAGUUAAAUAUUAAGUUUGUACAUCUUAAUUUAUGAAUUGUUUAUACUCGGAAUAACUACACUUUCAAUAAAUUUUAUUCUAAUUAACAUAUCUACAAUAGAAAUUCAAGGACAAAUUAUAACAUGUAACUCUAUGUUAAAGUGCACAAACAUGAAUAAUGUUAAAAAAAUAUUACCGUCCAACUUUUCAUGUUAGCUAGAUUAUAAAAAAAAAUGGGUAAAAUAUUUUUUUAUCAAGUAACACUGUCAAAUUAUUAAAAAAAUUGUAUGGAGCCAAAAAUGUAAUCACAUCACUUGUUUUCCAUCACUGAAACAAAUAUAUAGAAAAUUAUGUUUUUCAUAAAUCAGACCGUCAACCUAUUAUAAAAUUUUCUUUGUUCUCCAUUAAUAGGAAUAAUGUACUUAAGAAAAAACUUGUACAUGUCACACUGCCGGGCAAUGACCUCGUUAUUUUAUGACAACUAUUUACCUUGAAACAUAUUUUGUAAAUUUAUAAUCAUCAAGUACUAGGAGGUACAGUCAGCAGUAAAUUGACAAAAGUAUAUGUAAUGGGUCUAUGUCAUGGAGAAGGUGACAAUAUCAUAAAGUGAUUGCUUACUUAUUGAUAUUCUAAGUAUAAACAUAAAGAUUCAAAAGUUUUAUAAUUGCGUUGACGAAACAAGAUUUAACCGAUUGCAAAAAUAAAAACUUUUAAAUUCUAGAAUGUUAAAAUUUCUUAAGCUAUUAAAAGGUUUUAACAUUAAUUCGUUUUGUGAUAUAUAUAUAUAAAAUAUGAAUAUGUUAUCUAAAUUGCUGAUAGUGAUAAACAUGUCUAAUAUGUUUCUAUUGUUUGAUAGUAAGAAGCGUUUAUCAAAUAUGAAGUAGUUUUCAAAGUUCCUCGUGAGUACUAUAAUAAAUUACGAUAGACAAAUGAGAGUCCACAAGACGACAAGCAUCGACUGACGGACCAAUCGCUUGCAGCUUCGUCACCCCCGACUCCUUCUUUCCUCCAAAGAAACUUAAAAAUGUACUGCGCAGGUCAGGAUUAUUAUGCUCACGACUCAUGCCGCUCACUACAUCCAUAUUAUUUUAGAAUUAGGUACUCUUCUUACUAUCUUUGGUUAUAAAAUACAAGUUGAUUUUACUGAUAGUAAUUUUUAGUAAUACUUGAUUGAACUGAUAUUUUUCAUAAUCAUUCCACAUUUAAAAAGGAAAAUAAAACAUUAGUGCCAUGACAGAAACAAUAAUAUUAAUUGAAAUGUGAUUAUCUCCGUUAUUAAUACUUAUUGCAAUCAAAUAAUAUUUUAUCGAAGUUAUUAAAUACAAUUUUGUAAAAUAAUAAGCAAUAAUUAUAAUGUAAUUCUUAAAAUAUUUUAUCUGAUUAUAUAUAAGAGCUUAAAAUUGUGCAAAUUUCAGUAAAAAAUAACUAAUGAAACCUACAUUUCGAUUGACGUCACAAUGAGAGUUACUUUUAUAGUUCACUUCAAAAUCAUUUUCAUUUUCAAAUAAACUGUAUUUUACAUCAACAAAUGUAAAAUUACAUUUUAUUUCUUUAAAUGGACUGUAGUUACAUACAGUGUAUUUUUAUUAUGGUGCUAGCAAAGAUAAUACUGUCAUAUUUAAAACACUUGAAACGUCUGCCAAUAAUAUAUUGGCGGUUAAAACUGAAUAUAGUUGUUUAUUUUUUUUUAAAUACAUUAAUUUGAAGUACCCAACAAUUGUGUUGAGAGCACCAUAAUUUUUUUUGUAUUAGUCAGUAGAUCACAAAAUAUUCUAAAACUAUUUAUGAAAUAAAAAUUAAAUAGUGUCAUUUUGAAAGGAGAUCUUAUGAUAUUGCAUUAUGGUUAUUCGUAAAUUUAUAUUUUAAGUUUUCAUAGGAGGGUAAGGCUUAAAAUUAAAUGGUAACUUAAUCAGAUAUUUUACCAAAUCGUUUGGAAUUUAGGCAUAAUUAUUACAUAUAUUAAUGUUAUUACAAAAUUGUCAUUCUUAGUUUCAUUAUUAUAGAAAAUAUAAGUUUAUAUACUACACAAUUAUUGUUGCGUAUUCAUUGAUUUAUAAUAGUUAUUAGGAAUAUUUUAGUCAUAUCAUAAGAGAUAAUUAUAUUGUUUAUUGUUAUAAAUGUAUUUUAUUAGUACGUAUAUAAUAUUUUGUUUCUUUGAUAUAUUCGCUAAAUAAAUAAUAUGUAAAGUAAAAAUUGUUUACUUAAAAAGAUAAAAAUAGGUUUAUUACAUCACUAAUAAGUCAAAAUUUAUAGUCGAAGUAAUAUAAUAAAUAACCUUUUAAAAAUAGUAAUUAUGAAAUAUAUUUACGUACAUAAUAAAGUAUAUUAUAUAUAUAUGUUCGUCUAAAUAAUGGAAAAAAUACUAACGUUAAAAAAAUACUGAAGGCUUAAUCAUUAAAUGAAAUGAUAAUAUUUUAUAAAUUUGAGAUAUUGUUCGACGUUAUAAUGAAUAUCGUUAUUAUAACGUUUAACAAUUUUAUAGUAAACACAUGUUUUCAAAAAAGCUAUUUAUAGUAUACAAAAUAUCGCAUCUUUGAUGUUGACCGGUGAGGAGUUCCUUUGCCUGGAAUGGCCUUUGUCAGGGUGUAGAAACAAGUCGUGUUUAACAUAAAAUUGCAUUAUCACUGAAAUUUAACCCAUUAAUUAAAAUUUUAACUUCCUAGGUUCUAAUUCAGCUUGCAAGAUUUAACCUAAAAAAUCAAACAAACAUUGCAAGCUAAAUAAAAACUUCUUACAAUAAACAGUUAUGUUUAUCUGUGGAUAUUGAUUUAUUAUUUAUGAAAUUGAUAAUCUAUUACUUUGUUUUAUCUGUGUUAAUGUUGUUUAAUUGGUUUAAAUACAUAUUCGAGUGUAUAAACGUAGAAGGUUACAAAACAGCCAAAUGCCUUUUAUUAUAAGAGAUGUUAUAAGAUUACAUAUAUUACUUAUUAUAACUAUAAUAUUAUACAAAUAUGUCAUUUAUCAAAGUUACAAUUAAAUUUGUAUUGUAGAUUUUCCAAAUAAAGUUUGGACAUAAA